AUGGACAUUGCUAGUCUCAUAGAAUACUCAACUUGGACCCUCCAACGUCCUUUGGCACAGGGAAGCGACCAAUGCCAUAACACCAAUAACGAGCCGAACGAAGCAAAUAAUACUUCGGCGUCAAUAGUUCAGACCUUGAAAUACACAUUGCCUACUUGGUACCGACAUUCCCUCGCGGUUCAUGUCGUUGACUUCAACAUCAACCACAACCACGAAAGAGAUAGAGGAAACAUACAAAGUGGUAUAUUCAUCCGAACGCACAAGUCCAGAAUGAACGGCCGCCUUUUCAUGCCCAUUCAGAACCCAGAGUCAGGUCAAUAUACGCUUGUGAACCAGGAACAGGACAACCUGGACCAUCACCCGGAUCUUGGCUCGGAGUGUGCGAUCGGCCUCAUCUACAAGAAGGACUAUGAAACGUCCUUCAAUCAAUUACUGCAUCUUGUCCCUCUGCCGCAAGACGGAAACCGCAAUGAUCCAGUUCCGUACGGAUAUAGAAACGGCGACAACCAGGAUCUACCCCCUAAGGACUCGGCCGGCUAG
Messenger RNA from Fusarium poae, 540 nucleotides. RefSeq lists its product as uncharacterized. The record is from RefSeq and is a predicted model, not a curated record. Lineage: Eukaryota; Fungi; Ascomycota; Sordariomycetes; Hypocreales; Nectriaceae. The transcript has a single exon. Bases 1 to 540 code for a protein of 179 amino acids.